Messenger RNA from Lethenteron reissneri (Far Eastern brook lamprey), 2145 nucleotides. RefSeq names its product zinc finger HIT-type containing 6 (gene ZNHIT6). Gene Ontology annotation, cellular component: pre-snoRNP complex; nucleus. NCBI's taxonomy places the organism in Eukaryota, Metazoa, Chordata, Hyperoartia, Petromyzontiformes, Petromyzontidae. The record is from RefSeq and is a predicted model, not a curated record. Gene Ontology annotation, biological process: box C/D snoRNP assembly; snoRNA localization; maturation of LSU-rRNA from tricistronic rRNA transcript (SSU-rRNA, 5.8S rRNA, LSU-rRNA).
GCGACCCCAGGGGAGGAGCCAGGCUCGUCACCACGUGCCACGACCGCGCAUCACGUGACGGCGAGCAAUGGCGGCGCCCAUAAGCUACCACGCUGAGCAGAACGAAGGCUGUGAGGUUUGCGCAGAGGCCCUCGCCAAGUACCGCUGCCCGUGCUGCUUGCUGCGCUCCUGCAGCGUGGCGUGCGUGCAGGCCCACAAGACGCAACGCCAUUGCAGCGGCGUGCGAAACAAAACCAUCUACGUGCCUCUGGGCACCUUCAGCGAAGGGCAUCUGCUGAGCGUGGCGCUUUGCGGGUUCACAGAUUAUCGCUUCCUGGAGGAUGUCGGCCGGGCGGUGGAGAACUCGACGCGGGACGCAGUGAUGCACGGAUACGGCCACAGGAAGACCGUGAGCGUCUUGAGGAAUUAUGCGCGGAGAGAUGGCGUCGAUCUGCGCAUGCUGCCCGCCGGCCUGCAGAGGCACCGCGACAACUUCUCCUUCUUCCACAAGCGGGAGAAGAGCUUCUUCUGGACCGUGAAGCUCAUCUUCCCACAGAGUCGGGCAGAGUUCACGGAGCGCAGGGUGGCCGGGAGCCAGAGCCUCGCCGAUUUGUUGACUCGCUACGUGGGGACUGACCAUGUAGAGCCAGUCACACGACAAAGGCUGAGGGAGUACAACCGCGAGCAUGCACGCAGCGUGAGGCUCUUCAUGAAGGAGGAGUGCCAGCCGGCCAAUGCCGCGAGGUACCACGAGUUCUUGGCAGACCUCUCCCUGCAGGAGAACCUGCGAGGCAAGACCAUCGUGGAAUAUCCAGUGCUGCACGUGGUGAUCGCGAGUCACGUGCACGCCUAUCCCACACUGUCAGAUGCGUCUGGAGAUAUUAAGACCGAAGAGGCUGAGGUGGAAAGUGGAAAGAUUCAAGUGGACACGGAAUAACCUGGAGCGUUCACUUCCUCUUCCACUUUGUUUCACAUAGACUGACUCGGCAAAAGCCUGAUGGGGUCUGGUCAAAGGGUUCUUGGGCUGGGUCUUUGUGUGGAAUGUCUCAGGCUGAUGCCACCCGCCUAUCUACUGCCUUGACGUGUAGCCGCAGUCGCAUGGAAUCUUGUGAUUUGCUGCUCAAAUGUGCCGAGAGGUAUUGGUGCUCAUCUCUUAUUCACAGCCCUUAGCAAGUAGUUGAAAUGCCUCAUUGCUGUGGCAGGGGUGAGUCUAUGUGUAGGACAACCACUGUUGAUCGUCGCUACAAAGUGGUAAUUGUUUUUUCGAACCCAGCCAUGAGGGAUGAUGGGCUAAGCCAAAUCUCAACAAGGAAUUGAACUCGGAACCUUCCAAUUGCGAGCCACUCGCUCUACAGCUGAGUUAUCUUGUUUGUGAUGAAGAUCAAACAUUCACCAUCAUUAUAGGAUGUGAUCAGUCUACUGCUAGAUGAAGAUCUCCAAAGCCACGUCUCAUGAUCCCGCAUUGCAACAAGCAAUCCAGCAACUGCACACGAGUUGAUUUCAUCCUUCAUUGGCUCUUUUCUCAGUGGAUGAUGUCCUCUCACACGUGUUCCAUUCUUUGCCUGCCGCUCCCGUUAUUGUUCCCGACUCGCGUUCAUCCCAAUUAGUGAUGGGUCCUGCCCAAGCCCACUUUUCCUCCGUAGCAUGUAUAGCAUUAUUAUUCAGAAAAGCGUCAUUGAGUCUCAAGACUCUUUAAUAAAGAGGAUCCUGCCCAGUUUGCACAUCAGGGGUGAUCUGCCUCUGAAUUUAAUCCCAGUUGAGUUAUUAGCAGGUCAUUUUUCCAGUAUAACGAUGUUUGGCCAAUACCAUUUACACUGUAUGGCGUUUCAGCUAUGGGAGGAAACUAGAAUAGCCAGAAGAAACCCGUGGCAUACCAGGGAGAAGAAACGGACAAAAGCUCCACGCGCAAAGGCGCUCGGGUCGAGAACUGAACCCAGUUGGACAUCUUGCUGUGAGGCACAAGUGUUUCCACUGCGCCACCAUACCCACCCAUUAACCUGCAAGUGGUCCCUAAUACAUUUGUUCCUUUGUCUCAGUUUUGUGGCCAGGCAGGGCCACAUCUCAGUGUUUUGAUGAAUCUGCAUAGAAUCAUAGCUGUGAAACACCACGAAUGAAGCUCAAAUCUCAUCGGGUCUGUUUUAAAUAAUAAAAUGUUAUUUUAUAUUA